AUGUCAAAUAAAACUCCAAUUGUGGAGAAAACUAAUUCUUUUACAAAUGAGAAUCCACUAAAAGAAACUUCUUCAGUAUCAUCAUCAUCAACUUUUGAAUUGUUCAAUGAAAAAGAUGCCAACAAAGUAUAUUUAUUAAAAUCAAAAAUAUUAGCAGAAGCUAUUGAAGAAAUUGGUUAUGGCCGAUAUCAAAUAGGCUUAUUUAUUGUGUGUGGAUUUGGUUGGUUUAACGACAAUGCAUUUCCCAUUGCUACAUCCUUACUAAUUCCACGUUUGAUUGAAGUGGAUGGAGUAAUAGCUCCUGUUGGAAGAGUUGCCUAUGUGGUUCUAGCUCAAAAUUUAGGUUUGUUAUUUGGUUGUGUUUUAUUUUCAUUAAUGUCUGAUUUUGUUGGUAGAAAACUUCCUUUCCAAUUAACUUUAUUAAUUACAUCGAUAUUUGCUAUAAUAAGUGGUGCUUCACCAAAUUUUGCGGCAUUAGGUUGUUUUGUUGCCUUUUAUUCUGUUGGUGUUGGAGGAAAUAUAGUUGUUGACGCGUCUUUGUUUUUAGAAUCCAUUCCAGCAUCAGAUCAAUGGGUUUUAACAGUCAUGAGUUUAUGGUGGGCCCUUGCAGGAGUCAUAACAAAUUUAUUUUCAUGGGGUUUAAUAAGUAAUUAUUCUUGUGCAGAAUUAACCAAUUGUUAUAAGAAUGAUAAUAAAGGAUGGAGAUAUUUCAUGUUUACCAUUGGUGGGUUUACAUUUAUAUUAUUUGUUAUCAGGUUUUGUUUUAGAGUUUACGAAUCACCAAAGUAUUAUUUAGGAAUAGGUCAAGAUAUGAAAGCUAUUGAAGUCGUAGAAAGAAUAGCAAAGACAAAUAGAAAGCCAUGUCCUAUAACUAUAGAAGAUUUUCAAGAAAUUGAUAGGAAAUAUGGUGAAAUAGAUGAAGGAAAGGAUGCACUCAUAAAAAAGAAUCUUGCAAAAUUUGAUGGUGAAAAUUUUAAGAAAAUGUUUUCCUCACCAAAAUUGACUAUAUCCAACGUGCUUAUCAUUAUAACAUGGCUGGUAAUUGGAAUUGCAUAUCCUUUGUAUAAUAGUUUUCUUCCAUACUAUUUGGAAACACGAGGCGAUGCAACCAAGCCUUUAUCUGUUCAUGAAACAUAUAGAAAUUCAUUAAUUGUGUCUGUAAUUGGAAUACCUGGCGCUUUAAUUGCGGGACUUUUAGUAGAAUUGAGGACAGGUAGAAAAGGAGCAUUAUCAAUAUCAUUGCUUCUAACAGGUGUUGUGUUGUUCGGUUCAACAACAGCAAAAAGUAGUGGAUCAUACCUUGCUUGGAACUGCUUUUUUUCAUUAUUUUCAAAUAUUCAAUAUGGAGUUCUAUAUGCAUAUACUCCAGAAAUAUGUCAUGUACAAAUAAGAGCUUUAGUAUUUGGUUUAGCAUCAUCUUGUAAUAGGAUAAUGUCUAUUUUUGCACCCAUUAUAAAUAUUUUUGCUGAUUUAACAACAUCAGUUCCAAUUUUUGUAGCUGGGGCAUUAUUUUUAGCAGCCGGAGUGUUCGUUGUAUUUUUCCCAUAUGAGCCAAGAGGUAAAAAGAGUUUAUAG
Molecule: messenger RNA, 1575 nt
Organism: Lodderomyces pseudojiufengensis
Lineage: Eukaryota; Fungi; Ascomycota; Pichiomycetes; Serinales; Debaryomycetaceae
Exons: 1
Coding region: 1-1575 (524 amino acids)
Biological process (GO): transmembrane transport
Molecular function (GO): transmembrane transporter activity
Source: RefSeq, a predicted model, not a curated record